Molecule: messenger RNA, 1029 nt
Organism: Oncorhynchus tshawytscha (Chinook salmon)
Lineage: Eukaryota; Metazoa; Chordata; Actinopteri; Salmoniformes; Salmonidae
Product: phosphoribosyl pyrophosphate synthase-associated protein 2-like
Exons: 10
Coding region: 154-1029 (291 amino acids)
Biological process (GO): 5-phosphoribose 1-diphosphate biosynthetic process; purine nucleotide biosynthetic process
Cellular component (GO): cytoplasm; ribose phosphate diphosphokinase complex
Molecular function (GO): magnesium ion binding; ribose phosphate diphosphokinase activity
Source: RefSeq, a predicted model, not a curated record
UGCACCCAUGGGGGAGGGGGGCCCAGGACCAAGCUGUAGAGGAGAGAGUUAGUUAGUUAAUUAGUUAGUUAACUACUUACUAGUACUAGCUAGUUUAUCUUCGUCUUACAUGUUGUCGUUACUCUGCUGUUCUGAAUUCAAAAUACCCGGAGGAUGACUUGGAGGACAGGUACCUACAGUAGGAAGCUACUGGACACAGAGGAAGGUCUCACUGAAGUGUGGCAGCCCAGACAGGGGUUGGCCACCCCCCCAGAGGGAGGGGCUAAGACCAAUGUAGACAAACUAAAGGACCAAAUGGUCCUGUUCUCCGCUAACUCCUCACCCUCUUGUAUGGAGCUGGCCAAUAGGAUCGCAGAGAGACUGGGAGUAGAGCUGGGCAAGACUGAAGUCUACCAGGAUUCUAAUGGAGAAACGCGUAUCCAGAUCCAGGAGUCGGUCAGAGGGAAAGACGUCUACAUCAUCCAGACCAUCUCACCGGAUGUGAACCGGUGCCUGAUGGAGCUGUGUGUGAUGGCGUAUGGGUGUGUGACGGCGUGUGCGAGGAGUGUGUGUGGCGUGCUGCCGUACCUACCCUACAGUAAACAGUGUAAGAUGAGGAAACGGGGAUCCAUCGUCUGUAAGCUGAUCGCCUCUCUGAUGUGCAGGGCAGGUCUGACCCAUCUCAUCACUGUGGAUCUUCAUCAGAAGGAGAUUCAGGGCUUCUUCAACAUCCCAGUAGACAACCUGAGAGCUUCUCCCUUCCUACUGCAGUACAUACAGGAGGAGAUUCCAGACUACCAUAAUGCCGUACAUACAUUAGGAGUGUCUACAAGAGAGGUGAGUUACUCUGUCAGAUCUCCAGUCUCUAAGAGGGCCCAGUCCCUCGCCGAAAGGUUGCGUGUGUCUAUUGCUGUGAUCCACGGAGAUGCAGAGACGGACCUGCUGGACGGACGGCACUCUCCUCCGACAGUCAGAACCACCGGAGGUCUACCUGAACUACCCUGUAAGAGACACACAGUUCCCUGUAAGAGACACACAGUUCCCUGUUAG